AUGUGUCCAGAGGGCUCAACCUCGACUAUUUCCACCAUAGGAGCAUCCAGCCAUGAAGAUCUCAUACCGAUCAACACAAGGGCCACUUACCUCAAGAGGACGACGAGACGCGAGCGCCGCCUGCUGGUGCUGCUCGUAGUUCUCGGACUGACCGCUGCGGCGCUGCUCAUCGCCCUGAUCAUCCUCGCCUGUCUCUACCUCAAGAGAAGCUAUGCCGUGCGGAUAUGUGACUCACCGGAGUGCAUCAGAUCGGCGGCCAAUCUGAAGCGCUCCAUGGACCCUACUGCGGACCCCUGCGACGACUUCUACCGCUACACGUGCGGUGGUUGGCCGAGAGACCACCCCAUACCGGGGGCGGCGUACGCGCACAGCUGGUUCGACGAGCGGGCAGACCGCGUCCAGAUGGAGAUACGGGAGACGCUGGAGAGCCGCGGCCUGAGCCCAGCCAAGCGCGCCAUGGAGUCUGUCGGUCUGGAGCUGGAGGCUCCAGCACCACUGGGAGGGGGCGCGGUGCCCGCGCAGUCGUCGUGGUCGGCGGUGAUGGGCCGAACGCGGCGCCUGCUCGCCUACGAGACGCUGUUCGGCGUCGGCGUCUACUGGGACCUCCACAACCGCUCCGUCAACACCAUCAUGCUGGGGCGGCCCGCCAGCAAGUCGCCGCUGCCCUCGCACCAGGAGCUGGAGGAGCGCAUCCGCAAGCUGUGGCGCAUGAGGGCGCGCCAGCAGGCUCGUCCAGGGGAGCCCCGGCAGUGCAGCGGCCGGCUGUGCGCCGUCGUCAGCCAGAGUCGCAGGAGGGCGGCCUCCAGGGAGGAGCUGGCCUACGUGGACUACGUGCGCGCCGCCGCCACCCACGCACACGUCUGGACCAGCGGCAGGAGCAGCGCCGCCGCGCUGGACCGAGACCUCCAGGACGAGGCCGCCUGGACCAUCCUGGACUUGGAGCAGAGUCUGCGCAAGGCGUACUAUGAAGAAUCUGCAGGCCAGGACUACAGCCUGAUGACCGUGGCAGAGCUGCAGAAUCUGACUGACGCAGCCGCCGAGAAAGGGACCACCGACGUCAGAGUGAACUGGCGCGAGUUUCUGGAGGAGGUGUUCUCCGGGGUGGAGAACGUGACCCUGCGCCUGGAUGGGCGUGACGCAGACCUGGUGGCCGUGCUCGAUGUGGACUACCUCACCUCCGUGGCCGCCAUACUGGCCAAUCACAACGCCGACACCGUGUGUGAGUUGCGAAUCCUGUCCUGCCAAUACACAGGAUGA
Schistocerca piceifrons (Central American locust) is the source of this 1257-nucleotide messenger RNA. Its product is annotated as membrane metallo-endopeptidase-like 1. Lineage: Eukaryota; Metazoa; Arthropoda; Insecta; Orthoptera; Acrididae. The record is from RefSeq and is a predicted model, not a curated record. Gene Ontology annotation, molecular function: metalloendopeptidase activity. Gene Ontology annotation, biological process: protein processing. The transcript has 9 exons. Gene Ontology annotation, cellular component: plasma membrane. Bases 1 to 1257 code for a protein of 418 amino acids.